This is a messenger RNA of Fusarium vanettenii 77-13-4, 2595 nucleotides long. RefSeq lists its product as uncharacterized. The record is from RefSeq and is a predicted model, not a curated record. Lineage: Eukaryota; Fungi; Ascomycota; Sordariomycetes; Hypocreales; Nectriaceae. Bases 1 to 2595 code for a protein of 864 amino acids. The transcript has 4 exons.
AUGGCCUUCCUCGAUCAGAACAGAAGAUUGCGUGACGAGAAGCAGCGGAAAUUCUUAGGCACAGCCAGUAUCAGAUUUGAGGCCUUGGACUUCUCUUUAUGUCAACACCAGAAACCACUGGGCGGUGGGCCCGACAAGGAGAAUGUUGAUAGCUUGGAAAACUUGUUCCGGCGGGGGUGCGGCUGGUCACCAGAUCAAAUCAGCCAUCAGAUCCCAGCCUUGAUUGACCCGGCAAAACUUAGUGAAGCUCUACAGUUCGCCGGAAUCCCGGAUGAAAGGCUCAAAAGAGCGGGAGGAGAUUUUGUGGAACUGAAUUUCGCUCCCGGCGUCUGCGUCCAUUGUCUGAAAGGCCAGCACCGGGUGCUGGCAGCCGACGCAACAGUCACAAACCGAAAUAAACGUUGGAUUGUACGCCUUUACGCAGCAGACCUUAGCCAUGAGGCGAGAAACGACUUGGCUGAUGAGCAAUCAAACGAAAGGCAAAUCACUGACGCAGAAUUCUUCUACCGUAUGACUCUGCACUGGCUAAGGCAUGAUUCUGAAUCUGAUCCAGUAUCUGUCAACAAAUGGUUCGCUCUGCUUGGCCGCAAGUCUGAAUCAAAAGCUAGAGAUGCUAGACGACUGUGGUUUGGUCCAACAUCUUAUAGAGAUGUUUUCAAGCCCUUCCACGAGAUCCCCGCUCUGUUCUGGGGGCUCAGUAUUGGCAGCACGAGCAAGAUUAUAUCCAUGCCGAAGCGGCAGACCAAGAAUCAAAUCAAGCGUGUGUUCGAAUUCUGGGAUGACGUCUGUCAACAUGAUGCGGAUAAAAAGAUGAGACUAGACAUGAACACGAUAAAGCAGAUUAGCGGGAAAGCACCGGGUGCCAGCAGUGCGCAUCGCGAAGAGCUUGCCGAGAACGGGGAGAUCUUGAGUAAUUUCAACGCAGAAGAACGACGCACGAUCUUGGAUCGCCUUCAGCUAGCUACCCGAGACCGGUCGGCUCCCACACUCAAAAUCUUUUACGGCAACGUUGUGUACUUGCAGAAAGUCGUCGACUGCCUCAGAAACCUUGUUCGUGCCGAUUGCAAGCCUCGGGACCUAUGGCAAGACCUUAACCAAGGUUUCGAGGAGAGAGAAGGCGGUUUAUGCUUGUUACAGGUGUCUGAAAAUCGUUGCAAGCUGGUUGAAGCAGAAGGCACUGACCAAUUCGAGCUCGCUUGCAGACAGCUGUGGCUCUUUGCCCUACGCGAGUAUCCCUCCAUACCUCGGGAGACCAAACAACAACGGGCCGGGCCCAAGAGUCGUACGGAUCAAGAGAAGCUCUUCAAGCUGGCUGUGCUUGCCCAUAAACUUGGAUGUCGGUCGGAACAGAUCUCCGACAUAUUGGCCACUGCGUGCUGGAAGCCAUCGUCCACGCAGUCUAAUGACGUCUCGGACCCGGACUACGACACAAAACCUUACCUGUGCGGCAGGCCUCAUCCCGGGGACCUGGAUUUGUACAAGGGCUCGCUUUUUCUCUCCAACUUUCACAAACCUUUUGAUCCGAACAGUCCUGGAUCCUCCUUUUUCUUUAUUCAGCGAUCACUCUACUUCGAUAUGUUUCCGGAUCACCCACAGGGCAUCGACGUUCUAAUGAACCGUGCUGCUGUCGUAGGUGAACAUGACCUUGUUGACGAUACCUACCGGCCUAGGAUUCAAGACAACAAUGAAGAUUUAUUGAAGACGAGAGACCAACUUCUUGCCCAAAUCUCCGAACUACAGCAAAGAAUUAAAGAGGAUACAAUGCAGCGUGAAGAGCUCGAUAGCCAGCUCAGGGAGAUCGAAAUUGGCGGGUAUCAGAUGGAGAGGUCCAAGGAAGAGCUCAGUGAGAAAAUAGAGGCUCAAAAAUUAAAUUACAACAAUCUCUGCAGUGAUUAUCAGGCGCUUGCUUUGAAAAGCACUGCAGAGGCAGAACAUCUUAAUAGAAUCAAGAUGGAAGUUGAAACGGAGAGCGCCCAUCUUACAGAGCUCCAAAAACAAGCAGCGGAUGUUAGGGGGCAACUAGUAACCCUAGACAACGACAAGAACACACUCGAGUCCAAGAUCCUAGAAUUGAGAGGCCAAGCUAAUCAACUGGUGAGUAGUUCUGCCCCAGGUCGGCUCCUUGCUAACAGGGCGCAGCACGAAACCAUAAAAGAACAAUCUCAGCAGACUAAGAAUCUAGAAACACAAUACGAGCAACCAAAUACUCAACAGGAUGGUCCGGUCGCGACGGGCUCCGAACAGGCCGUCUUAGCCGCCACAUCACAGAUAUUCGACUACGAGCAGAGCCAAAUGACGUUUCUGGUCGAGCUGAGGAGGAGAACGAGGAUUGUGAAGACGGAGAGAAGGUUGGAAGAAUGGCUAGAUAUGUUUAGGGUAAAUGGCUAUAGUAUGGUCGAUAACCAUGAGAAGACAUUGGUGCCUCAUUCAUGCUUUAAAGCACUAAAGAAUGAGAAAGAAGAGGAGAACCGGCUCAUAGUCCUCUUCAAAGACCGGUUCAUCUACGGGGAAAAUGACUUCUUGGAAAAGAAUAGCUUUGAUACGCGACCAAGGAAAAGGGCAAAGUUGCAAGAAAGCACCGGUGGCGAUAAAUAA